UUCCUUGGUUUUCUUGCAGAAAAUCCAUAAAAAUAGCAAGAAAAAUGGUGCAUUCAAACGGAGCCAUCACGAGCACAAUUCUGAAGGCUCGUCACGCCGACGUCGUCCGCAAGACGUCACUUCACCACGCCAACGACUUGACACUCAUCGAUCUCGUGCUCAAUGUGCAGCGGCUUUUGGCUCUCCCAUCCGACGCGAAUUUCGUGUUGAAGUACAAGGAUGAAGAAGGCGAUUUGGUGACACUCGCCGAGGAUAGCGACCUCCUGCUGGCUCUUCACACGUCUGGAGCCACGCUCGACGUGACCGUCGUUGUCGACUCGAGAGCUCGUGAGGCUGUGCACGAUGUGCAGAAGCAAGUCGAGCAGAUUAAGCUUGAUGUUGGAAAGCUUCUUGGCGCUCUCAGUGCUCUCGACGUUGCCCAGAUCGCCGAACAAUCGAACACAUCGGUGGCGAAUCUCUCGGCUCCAAAACAAUCUCACCACGACAAUAUUGUGUUCCAAAAGAGCUUCGAAGCGGCUCCACCAUCGCCAGUGCCUUCCGAGAAGGCCGAGCUCCCGGCGACGAUCCAACCGUCGGUUCACGAGCAAUUCAAUCAUCGCCCGGCGCACGUUGAGGAGGAGAUUCCGUUGGAGAAUCACUAUGCUCCACCACCACAUCAGCAAAUUCCCGAUGAUCUGAACACUAGCUUCAGCUCCCAGCCACCGCCACCAAUUGAGCAAUUCGGAGCGAUUCCGCCACCGAACGCGACGAUCCCGUCGUUCCCAACGUCGAAUGCGGCGAGCCCACCAGUUCAGGAGUUUGCUCCACCGCCUCCACAGCAGCAGCAGCAACAAUUCCAGGCUCCACCACCACCGAUGGCGUCGCACUCUUCGAUCUCGUCGACUCCAGUGCAGCAGCAAGGAUUUGCUCCACCGCAGCAGUUUGGCGGGCCACCACCGUCUGGACCACCAUCAGAGUAUGGAGGAUAUGCUCCACCACAGCAGCAGCAGCAGCAAUUCGGAGCCCCACCACCGCAGGGAGCUCCCCAGCAAGGAUUUGGAGCACCGCCACAAGGGCCACCACAGGGAGGACCACCACAAGGAUCCUUCGGAGCUCCACCACCCCAGCAAUUCCAUGCUCCAUCACCACAAUCGUUCGGAGGGCCACCGCCGCCAGUAUCAAGUGCUCCAGGAAACUUUGCCCCUCCACCACAAUCGGGACCACCGGGCGCUUUUGCUCCACCACCAUCCGCCUUCGGAGCACCACAGGGGCCGGGAGGCCCAGGAGGCUACGGUCCACCACCGCCAGGAGGCCCAGGAGCCCCAGGAUCGUACGGACCACCACAAGGAGGCCCAGGAGGAUUCGGACCACCACCUCCAGGAGGCCCAGGAGCCUACGGACCACCGCCAACCGGAUUCCCACCAGUCGGAGCACCGCCACCGGGAGCCGCCGGAGCCCCGGGAGGAAAUCCAUUCGCACGAGGACCAUCUGCCACGGGAUACCGCCAGUCGCCGUAUCAGCAGUAAUUAAUCGAUAAUUUAUUGAUGUUUUCUUCUUUGUUUGUUUGAUUCCCAUAAUUUAAAUAUUUUAUGUUUUCCCCCGUCCUUCCCCCCUAGUGUACAAGUUUCCUUUUCUACUCGCUCGCCCCUGUUUCCUUGUGAUAUAGCGCUGGAGCGCCUUUUCUCUUUUCCACGUGGAAUUCACAUCAAUUCUUGUCGUCUUCUCUCUCUCUUUCUCCUUUUUUUAGUGGUAUAUAAUAUUUAUGAUAUGAAUUUAAAAAAUCUCGG
Caenorhabditis elegans is the source of this 1766-nucleotide messenger RNA. It is a transcript of the gene tfg-1, whose product is annotated as Protein tfg-1. Gene Ontology annotation, molecular function: identical protein binding. Gene Ontology annotation, cellular component: mitochondrion; endoplasmic reticulum-Golgi intermediate compartment; endoplasmic reticulum. The record is from RefSeq and is marked reviewed. The coding region runs from base 45 to 1505 and encodes 486 amino acids. Gene Ontology annotation, biological process: COPII vesicle coat assembly; endoplasmic reticulum to Golgi vesicle-mediated transport. NCBI's taxonomy places the organism in Eukaryota, Metazoa, Nematoda, Chromadorea, Rhabditida, Rhabditidae. The transcript is spliced from 4 exons.